ACUCAACUCAACGUGAUACUGACAUCAUUGGCCACUGAGCAAUUUGUAUCUUACUUUUUGGUUUGAUUUGAUCAAUAUUUUGCAGACGUGGGCGACGGCCCUAUUGACCUGUCAAUGUCAGGAUCAGGGAAAGCAUGGCUAUCAUACCAAGGGUCUUCGCCAGGUUAUGCCCAGGGGAUGAGCGACCAUCUUACCCUCCAUGAGCGUCCUGGCUGGAGCACUAACGUGGUCACCGACGGAGGAGGGAUCAAUAGCAAUGCCCAUUUGGAUAUAUUUGCACCACCGUCACAAGCGAACAAGUACCCGGCCAUUCCAGACAACUAUAAACGCUACAACAGCGGUAUCAAUCAAGUACGUCGUUCAGAUUUGAUGCAAAAGUCUGUCCCAAAUUACUACACUCAGAGAUUCUCUAUUGACAAUAGAACGCAUCAAUCAGGCGAUACUGUAACACAAGGUUAUUCAUCAGACGAAUCAAUGAAGUCUUUUCUAUUGCCUGAGAGGGCAAAUAAUAGUUUACCCUCUUUGGAAGAUAUCAUUCGGGUAGUUCAAGAUGAAACCGGGAGACAACCGGGCCGAUCAUAUUGUAUGUCACUGCUGAAGUCAUAUUAUCUUGACGCUGUAGCGAAACGUGACUUUGUAAGGGAUCUACUCCGCGAACUUCAUACCUCAUGCUUUCAAGAACAAGACUUUAGACAUUCAACCUUCCGCUCCAGUCGAGAUAACCGAUUCCAAGGACACAUUAAUGCAGACCGAUCUAGAGAAAGCAUAAUGGAUGAUUUCCCAGCGCCAUAUGCACCAAUGGAAACAGAGCCAAAUUGUACUUUCGACGCUAUGCUAGAAGAUUCGCAUGUUACCUUCCUUGAGGAAACCUGUUCAAAAGCAUAUGGCCCAGAGCGUCGGAUUAAUUCAAAUUACAAUUCAGCAACUUCUUACGGAAAUGGAGAUGCCAUUCGAAAUACUCUCUACUCCCAACCUGUAUCUAGUAUACGUCAAUAUUUACCAAACGUUUGCCAGUCUUCGAGGAAAGUUUCGGGUCAGCCGUCUCAGGGGAAUAAUGGGACGAUUCCACAACCAAUGUCAAUAGAACCAAGGUCUUCCAGAGGGACACAUUCGGAACAGCAGCAACAUGUAUCCACAACGUCAGAUAGACAAGUGUCCACAUCCCUGUCUAGGGAGACGGCAAAUGCAACUUCGUUUCGAAAGCAGAACAGUCCAGUUCACGAAAACUUUCGGCUCUCACAAAAGACCGCCGUAAGCUCAUCCAUGAAUUUCAUCCCACCAAACAAAGGCGGAGUACCUUUUAUAUCAAAGCCGUCAGGUGACCCUCAACGGUCCAUUCCACAUUUUAAGACAACACAACCGAUGCUAGAAUACACAGUUUUAGAGACGAGCAUACCAGCGAAGAAGAGCGAUCUGACGUGCAAAGAAAACUUCUACUUGAAGGAUACACUGGAUGUUUCAACCUCAUUUACAUCAAUCAUCGAAAAUGAUUGUUCCACACCCCAGUCCAAUGUAAUCAAAUCAGGAACUUUAAAAGAUACGUUCUCAGUCGGCCAAGCAAAACCCGAAACAGACCAAGGACUUGGUGGCGGGAAACAUGCACCUACACCCAAACUUGUCAACGAGCAGACACCUGAUCAUCCUGAUUCCCCAUCCCUUGUCAUUUGCGACUCUCCAUCUUCUGGGAAAGCAGUUGUACAGUUUCGUCGAAGAACAUUCGAUUGCUCAAGGCAAAAACACAGAUGCAGUACCUGUAGCAGCACGUUUAAUACGGAGAGAGCAUACACAAGACAUAUGGCCACUGAACACAACCAGAAGAGGACCCAUAUCUGCAGUUUCUGUGAGAAGGGGUUCCAGGACAAGUUCGACCUGAAAAGGCACUACCGCACUCAUACAGGUGUAAGGCCUUACAAGUGCAGCAUCUGUCCACGCACCUUCACCCAACGAUGCUCUCUGGAGACACACAUUAGCAAGGUCCAUGGAAUGCCACUAACCUUCGGGUUUAAGGAGCGACGAAAGAAGAUUUACGUGUGUGAGGACUGUGGGGAUUCUGCCAAGGACGCGUAUGACCAUUACCUUCACAUGUGGAUCUCACACUCUCGCCUUGCGAUGCCCAAACGUCUUCGACAUAAAGUGAUGCACAAGAUCAGGAAGAUCAGUCAAGAUGGUAAUGUUAAAAGCGAGGAGCAACUUUUGGCAGACAAUAUGGUUGUCACCCAGGCGAUUCAUUGUCUUCGAGAUCGCGUACAAUCUCAGGGUUAGCAUGGUUAGGGUAUUUUGAUAUGAGAUUCUGUAUUUGUUACCUCAAUAUGUAUUACCUCCUCAAGAUGCCUCAAGAUUUGAUAAUAGUAUUAUUUUGACCACUAUAAAGUGUAGUCAAAAAUGUUUAAACGAUUUCUUUAAAAAAUUGUUUAAGUUGAAAAUCAGGGCUUUAUCUUUUGUAUUUAGGGCUUAUUUGAAAAUUGCGUUACUAUAGGUGGGUUAUUUACUCCAGUAGAAAAAAGUAGUCUUUGAGCACACCUGGGGGCAAGAGCUCAACGUCCGUUGUAUGGUUAGAUAUCCAGUUGGGGUUGAGUCUUAGAGUCGCCUUAGCCAUGAUGGUGGUGUCAAAAGUGAGAAGGAACUUUGGGCAGAUUAUAUGGUUGUCACCCAGGCUAUUCGCUGUCUUCGAGUUCUCGUACAGUUUCAGGGUUAUGGUAUUAUAAAUACAAGAUUAAGUAUUGGUUACCUCAAUUCUAUUACUGCCUCAAGAGAAGUCAAGAUUUUAUAAAACCUAUUUUUAGCAGUAGAAAGUCUAGUUUAACAUGUUAAAACAAUUUCUUUAAGAAAUGGUUUGUUUAAGUUGAAAAUCAGGGCAUUAUUCUUGUAUUUAGGGCAUUAUUUUUGUGUAUUCAUGCAUUUUUGGCACAUUCCGUUUUUAAUUCAUGAUUUUUUUGAACGAUUGGCUGGUUGUUGUUAAUUUGAAAAUUGCGUUACCAUAGGUUAGUUAUUUACUCCUGGUCGUCAUCCAGGCGAUUCAUUGUCUUCGAGAUCUCGUAAAGUCUCAGGGUAAGGGUUUUUAUUACGAGAUUCUGUAUAUUCUGUAUAUUAUAUUAGGUCAUUAUUUUUUGUGUAUUUGGUACAUUACUUUUAUAUUCCGUUUUAAAUUCAUGUUUUUGAAAAUGCUUGACUGAUACUGGUAAUGAUACUGCUUGACUGGUCUUUGUUUCAAAAUUGCGUUAAUAUUGGUGGUUCAUUUGAGCCACAUAUCAGUACACCUGGAGAGAAAAAAAAUGUAGAGGCAAGGACUCAACGUCCGCUGUAUGGUAAGACAUCGAGUUGGGUUUGAGUUUUACAGUAUCAUUAGAUUGUCACUCUGCAACCCCUCUGCAACGUCUUCCUCAUGGAUUUUACAUGACCAUGAUGACAGGAGGGAAGAAUGAUCAAUGGUUAGACUUCCUUUUCACAGGGCGCGCUCACGUACGUACGCUUUGCGGGGAAGCGAAUAUACAAAGAAAUGGCACGGUCCACCACUCGUCUUUCAUGCAACAAAAGUGCUCAAAACGCUCACUUCUCAUGUUCAGAAGCCAAGCCAAUGGUUGGCGGGAACGCUUGGAUAUUUCUUAUUACUCAAGGGCGAAAGCUUCUCCAAGUAACCCCCCGCAAACAAUUGACUAAGUUUCCCCAACAUUCUAACCAAGCAGAGAAUCGGGAGUUAUUAGGUUGAUCCAAGCGCUGGUUUCAAACCGCCUCGAACACAA
Messenger RNA from Lytechinus variegatus (green sea urchin), 3740 nucleotides. RefSeq lists its product as uncharacterized. NCBI's taxonomy places the organism in Eukaryota, Metazoa, Echinodermata, Echinoidea, Temnopleuroida, Toxopneustidae. The transcript is spliced from 3 exons. Gene Ontology annotation, molecular function: DNA-binding transcription factor activity, RNA polymerase II-specific; RNA polymerase II cis-regulatory region sequence-specific DNA binding. Bases 115 to 2262 code for a protein of 715 amino acids. Gene Ontology annotation, cellular component: nucleus. Gene Ontology annotation, biological process: epidermal cell differentiation; regulation of transcription by RNA polymerase II. The record is from RefSeq and is a predicted model, not a curated record.